This is a messenger RNA of Phlebotomus argentipes, 750 nucleotides long. Its product is annotated as galectin-9-like. Gene Ontology annotation, molecular function: carbohydrate binding. Bases 1 to 699 code for a protein of 232 amino acids. The record is from RefSeq and is a predicted model, not a curated record. Lineage: Eukaryota; Metazoa; Arthropoda; Insecta; Diptera; Psychodidae. The transcript has 3 exons.
AUGUCAGAGAGAGCAGUUUUCGUGAGAUCUCUUUUCGGGACCCUUAAACCUGGUCAUAUUCUGGUUAUGGGCGGAAAAGCCAAAAGUGAAGCUCAAGAAAUUGAUAUACGUUUAUGUAACAAAGAAAGGAAUUCAAUUGACUUGAGGCUGUUAAUACGCUUCGAAAACAAUCAGAUCGUAAGAAAUACACGUACAAACAGGAGAUGGGGUGCUGAAGAGAUCGAAGAGAACUUGGAACCAAAUGCAUGUUUGAACCCAAUUACUCCUGGAGCGCACUUUCGACUGUAUAUAUUGUUAGAAACCUCGAAAUUCCGCAUCGCUUUUGACGGAAAACCUUUCUGCACUUAUGCUUAUCGUCUACCUUUAGAAGGGAUUUGCGCUUUCUCUGUUUCUUAUGGUGUAGAGAAGAUUACACAGCUAGAUCACAGACAAGUCUACCCAUCGCCAUGGCCGCCAAUUCAAAUGGAUGAGCCAAAUCUAUCCUUCAGUGCUGAUUUUCCAAUUCAAUUUUCCCCUGGACAUUGUAUUUAUAUCGCUGGAACCUGUAGUGAAAACUCUGCUGGACAAUUUGUCAUAUUUUUCGUAGAUGGAAGUAGUAACCCGAGUAAGAAGCUAUCUUUUUACUUCAAUCAACGCUGUGCUUCACAGAUUGUGGCUUUGAAUAUCGCAACGAACAUUGCUCAUGGGGAUCUACAGUAAGAAAUACCGUCGAAUACUAAAGAAUACAUUCAAUGGAUCUUAUUUAUUUUA